AGUGAAAGAACAUUGGAAACUGUAUAAAAUGAAGUGUUUUUUAGUUUUAUUUGUUGUUAAUUUUAGUCAUAGAUUUGUUGAAAGCGCAUCUACAACCACGAAAGCGGAGUUGGAGUGCGAGUUCCCUCCUAAAAUGGAAGAGGAUCUUACGCACAUACGGAGGAAGCGAUUAACCACAGAGACUGGCCUGGUUUGCUUGGAAGACUACCCCUACACGGUUUCUGUUAGAUUGCACGGAAAACAUUGGUGUGGCGGCGCUAUUAUUGGCAAAUAUUGGGUAUUAACAGCAGCGCAGUGCUUUGAUUACGUGACAAAGGAAGAAGUGUCCAUACGCAUUGGGUCUGUGUUCCGGGACUUUGGCGGUAGGAUUCUAUCUGUAAUGGACAUCCGGCGGCACCCCAACUACAAGAUGGACCAAUACUAUCCGGAACACAACCUUGCAAUGGUGAAAGUGAAUUUGCCGAUUACUCCUACGAGCCGCAUGCAGCCCGUGGCGUUGGCGGUGGCUGACGCUGACCUACCUCCACUCUUUGGAGAGACGGUGGUCACUGGAUACGGAUCUGUGGUGACAGGACAAAUUCGCGAGGGCGAAAACCAAGAGCUCCGACGAAUGAUUGUGCGUGAAAUUCCUCGCGCAGAAUGCAGGCUGGUCUACGGCAACGAUUACCAUCUCCAACACGACAAUAUGUGCCUGCAGAGUGUUAUCAAAGGAAUCGCCUUAUGUGCGGGCGACACAGGCGACCCAGCGGUUCACUUCAGCGGCAUGAACCGCGCGGGGACGUUGUACGGCAUAGCACUGUUCUCAGGCACUGAAGAAUGUGCCUACAAGUCUAAACCUGGGAUAUUUGCGAAGGUGUCUUAUAGCCGUCUGUGGAUUGAUAAAGUUCUUGGCGAAAUAUCAGAGCACACGGAAAGCGCAGAGAGUGGUGAAAAUGCCAUCCCGCUCGAUAUAUAAAAUGUUAUGAAAUAAAUUAUUUGAUUGUUA
This is a messenger RNA of Manduca sexta (tobacco hornworm), 985 nucleotides long. Its product is annotated as trypsin-7. Gene Ontology annotation, molecular function: serine-type endopeptidase activity. The coding region runs from base 29 to 955 and encodes 308 amino acids. Gene Ontology annotation, biological process: proteolysis. The transcript is spliced from 8 exons. The record is from RefSeq and is a predicted model, not a curated record. NCBI's taxonomy places the organism in Eukaryota, Metazoa, Arthropoda, Insecta, Lepidoptera, Sphingidae.